GAUUUUGUUGCUUAUUCCGGUGAUGAAAGAGCACGAAAGUCGGCUAAGCUUUCCAAAUCUCCAAUUUUCUUUUGUUAACUCAUUUACAUUUACUUCCUUGUGCUUUCCUUCUCCAUAACAUCCGAUCUCCAUCUUUGAUUGCAUUUUUCACAUCUUUGAGCAUUCUGAGUAAUAUCAUAUCCGGAGGGCCAUCAAAUUAAAGGAAUUAGUAUCCCAAGUAUUAAUCACGACAUCAUGUAUGCCACCAAUCAACAACCAGGAACUAUAAAACUUAAACGGGCACCAGAGAGUGAUGCGUCGGAACUUAAAACACUCUUUUCAGCAACAAAUCCACAUUCUGAAAAGCCCUCAAAACCAAAAUCUAAAGCAGCUAAUAAACCCCAAAAAGUACUACUGAUUGAGCAUAGGCGGGCAUUCAACUGUGAAAUCAUUCUUUCAAAGGUGAAGACACCAUUGCCUGGAUUGAUGGAACAUGUCCUUAAUUUGGAUGAAUUAGCAAUGGAUGCUGAUCAGGUGGAUAACCUUAUAAAGUUCUGUCCUACAAAGGAGGAGAUGGAACUACUUAAGGGCUAUAAAGGAGAACCUGAGGCGUUGGGCAAAUGUGAACAGUUCUUCUUAGAGUUAAUGAAAGUUCCACGUUGGGAAUCUAAACUCAGAGUUUUCUUUUAUAAGUUAAAGUUUACUACACUGGUUGCAGAUCAGAUGAAAAACCUAAAUGAUUUAUAUUUAUCAGUAGAACAGCUUAUGAGUUCUGUAAAGCUGAGAAGAGUCUUGCAGAAAGUUCUUUCUCUUAGAAAUGCUUUGAACCUGGGAACUACGAGAGGCGCUGCUGUUGGGUUCAGAUUGGACAGCCUCUUAAUACUUAAUGAAACAUGUGGCAGUAGCAAUAAAAUGACUCUUAUGCAUUAUCUUUGUAAGGUGCUUGCAGACAAACUGCCUGAACUCCUAGACUUUUCCAAGGAUCUUGGCAGCUUGGAGCCCGCAUCAAAGAUACAGAUAAAAAACUUGGCAGAAAAUAUGCAAUUGAUUACAAAAGGAUUUGAGAGAGUAAUCCAAGAAAAGAAAUUGUGUAAAAAUGAUGGACAUGGGUCUAAAAAAUUUCGGAAGUCUCUGAAAACAUUUCUUGCUUCUGCGGAACCUGACAUGAAGUCCAUGGCCUCACUCUUCUCUCAAGUGGGUAAAAGAUUGGAUGGUUUAAUUAUUUACUUUGGAGAAGACCCUAUGAAAUGUCCAUAUGAAAAAGUUGUUGAAACUUUGUUUAAGUUUGUGAGAAUGUUUAAUCAAGCCCGUGAUGAAAACUGCAAGCAAAUAGAGGCGGAGAAAAAGGCAGCACAAAAAGCAGCCGAACAAGAAAGAUUAAAGGCAGAAGAAAACGAAAAGUCAAAAGUACAAAAUCAUUCAAAAAUGGAGUCCGAACUAAUAAGAAAUAAAACUCCUAUAGAAAGUGCUGAAUACUGUUUUUUAUUUUUCCCUUUCUAUAUAAUUAAAAAAUGGUGGAAAAAUAGAAGCGGCGUUCUGGUUGCAGCAGCCAGUGCAUGUGUUCCAGCCUUCUUUGAUGAAAAAAAGGGUAAUGAUCUGGUGUUGAUUGAUGAAGAAGAAGGGUUCCCAUGGUGAAUUUCUGCAAUGUAGAGUUUUUUGCUGCAACUGAUAGUUCUAUAGUUCCGGAGGAUCACCAGAAGGUUAGUCUUCUUUAUCAAACUUUUAUCAAUAACUUGAGAAGAUUUUUCUUCCAUUUAAUUUUAUGAUGAAUUUGAUGUAUUAGUGUUGCAGUUGAGACAGUAAGAUGUAGAAAAUUUUGUAAUAAUUUAGUGUGAUAGCGUCCUAGGUCUCACUGAUUUUGCAGACAAUUAAAGUUAAAUUCUCUUAGAUUUUGUAGUUCUUUUAUGGAACAUGAGACUUCGGAUGAUAAAUGACCACACAUUAUUACAUAUUUGAGUUA
This is a messenger RNA of Lactuca sativa (garden lettuce), 1939 nucleotides long. RefSeq names its product putative formin-like protein 15b. NCBI's taxonomy places the organism in Eukaryota, Viridiplantae, Streptophyta, Magnoliopsida, Asterales, Asteraceae. The record is from RefSeq and is a predicted model, not a curated record.